GCUGCUCCAGCUGCUGCUCCUGCUGGGGCCGUGGCUGGAGGCUGCGGGCGUUGCGGAGUCGCCGCUGCCUGCCGUGGUCCUUGCCAUCCUGGCCCGCAAUGCCGAACACUCGCUGCCCCACUACCUGGGCGCGCUGGAGCGGCUGGACUACCCCCGGGCCAGGAUGGCCCUCUGACGGCCCUGCCAGCCCGAGCCCCCAGAGAGGACCCUGAGCCCCCUGCUGGGAGACCACAGACCUCUGAGGCCACAGGCCGACGCGGGACACCCACCCCUCCUUCUGGUCCCCUACUCCUUCCUCUUGGGGCCUUUCCUGGGUGUAGGUUGGGCCCAGCCAGCCCUUUUCACCCCAGCCUUCAGGGCCCAGCUCAACCCCGGUGGGACCUAUGGUUGGCUGGAUUUGAAGAGGAGCAGACAGGAACCUUUGAGUCCCCUGGGGCCCAAUGUGGCAGGGAUCGACCAGGCUGGAGGCUUCCGGGCACAGGUGGGGGGUGCCAUCAGCACUGGGCUCCGGGCUGUGCAGGGGAGUCAGACCGGCCCCCCCUCUGUCGGGGCUAGGGCCAGCUCUCUUGGUAGAGGGGCAGGAUCCUGUCAGCCAAGGGCAGUCCCCCUUGCUGGAGCCUCUCCCCUCUGGCAUCUCUGUACCCACAGGGCACUGGGAUCGAAGGCCACAACUCCUGGUCUGUAGACACCAGAACAGGGAGGAGUCCCUGGCUGAGGCUGGGGGUAAACAGAAAAAUGACAAGCCACCCUCUACAACACACCACAGUUGGGCUGGGGGGGUGGAGCCCUGGCCUGGGGAGGCCGCCCACAAUUACCACAGUUUGGGAGUUUGUUAGUUCCCACCCCUGUAAUACUUGACACGUAGUCUUCAUUUCUGGGGAAUUGGCUUAAAGGGGCAGCAUCACCCAAAACCUGGGCACUUGGCUAAACCCCCACCUCUGUUAUGGGAGCCCCUUCCCCAGGAGAGGGGAGGCUGUGCCCCAUGACAACGGAGUUUGGGCCCAUCUGCAUUCUCAGGGAUGCUCAGAGCAUGAUUUGGUCCGUAUUACAACCUGGGGGUGGAGGAAAGCAGCAGCUCUUCUGUCUAGUCCCCAUUCAGAGAGGUACAGGGGCUGGCCUGUGGUCACACAGCCACAGGUCACACAGGUAGGUAUCCGCCCACCUACCAAAGGUAACCAGGGAAUGCAGCAGGUGUGAUCCUUAAAGUCGAGGUACUUUUCAUCUUUCAAAAUGCAUUUGUUGGCCAGGUGUGGUGGCUCACGCCUGUAAUUUCAGCACUUUGGGAGGCCAAAGUGGGCAGAUCACCUGAGGUGAGGAGUUCAAGACCAGCCUGGCUAACAUGGCGAAACCCCGUCUCUACUAAACACACAAAAAUUAGCCGGGCGUGGUGGUGCACGCCUGUAAUCCCAGGUACUCAGGAGGCUGAGGCAGGAGAAUCACUUGAACCCGGGAGGCGGAGGUUGCAGUGAGUCGAGAUCACACCACUGCACUCUAGCCUGGGCGACAGAGCAAGAUUCCAUCUCAAAAAAAAAAAAUGCAUUCAUCUUUUCUUAUCUUGGUUCAUGACAUAGGCAGGACAGCUUAAGUUAUAGAAGGAGGACGUGAAGCCCAGAGAAAGAUGGGACUUGCCUGAGGUCACACAGCAGGUCACAGAACUGUGAUGGGGACCUGGCUGUGCUGCCUCCAGCCUCUCUACUGUAGCACGCCUACCCUUCACUGUUCCAAGGAGAGCUCAACCUCAAAGGUGUUGGUGCUUUGGGGUCAAGGCUGCCUUGGGGUUCAAUCCUUCUGUGGCUGUGCCCCCUCAGCCUUUUUUCUUCCCGUCCCCAGGUGUGCCACGGAUCACAAUGUGGACACCACCACAGAGAUGCUGCAGGAGUGGCUGGCGGCUGUGGGCGAUGACUAUGCUGCCGUGGUCUGGAGGCCUGAGGGCGAGCCCAGGUUCUACCCAGAUGAAGAGGGUCCCAAGCACUGGACCAAAGAAAGGCACCAGUUUCUGAUGGAGCUGAAGCAGGAAGCCCUCACCUUUGCCAGGGACUGGGGGGCCGACUACAUCCUGUUUGCAGACACAGACAACAUUCUGACCAACAACCAGACUCUGCGGCUUCUCGUGGGGCAGGGGCUUCCAGUGGUGGCCCCAAUGCUGGACUCCCAGACCUACUACUCCAACUUCUGGUGUGGGAUCACCCCCCAGGGCUACUACCGCCGCACAGCCGAGUACUUUCCCACCAAGAACCGCCAGCGCCGGGGCUGCUUCCGUGUCCCCAUGGUCCACUCCACCUUCCUUGUAUCCCUGCGGGCUGAAGGGGCAGAUCAGCUUGCCUUCUACCCCCCACAUCCCAACUACACGUGGCCUUUCGACGACAUCAUCGUCUUCGCCUAUGCCUGCCAGGCUGCUGGAGUCUCGGUCCACGUGUGCAAUGGGCACCGUUAUGGGUACAUGAAUGUGCCGGUGAAAUCCCACCAGGGGCUGGAAGAUGAGAGGGUCAACUUCAUCCACCUGAUCUUAGAAGCACUAGUGGACGGCCCCCCCAUGCAGGCCUCCGCUCAUGUGACUCGGCCCUCUAAGAGGCCCAGCAAGAUAGGGUUUGACGAGGUCUUUGUCAUCAGUCUGGCUCGCAGGCCUGACCGUCGGGAACGCAUGCUCACCUCGCUCUGGGAGAUGGAGAUCUCUGGGCGGGUGGUGGACGCUGUGGACGGCCGGAUGCUCAACAGCAGUGCCAUCAGGAGCCUCGGCGUAGACCUGCUCCCGGGCUACCAGGACCCUUACUCGGGCCGCACUCUGACCAAGGGCGAGGUGGGCUGCUUCCUCAGCCAUUACUCCAUCUGGGAAGAGGUGGUUGCCAGGGGCCUGGCCCGGGUCCUGGUGUUUGAGGAUGAUGCGCGCUUUGAGAGCAACUUCAGGGGGCGGCUGGAGCGGCUGAUGGAGGAUGUGGAGGCAGAGAAACUGUCUUGGGACCUGAUCUACCUCGGGCGGAAGCAGGUGAACCCUGAGAAGGAGGCGGCCGUGGAGGGGCUGCCGGGCCUGGUGGUGGCCGGGUACUCCUACUGGACGCUGGCCUACGCCCUGAGCCUGGCGGGAGCCCGCAAGCUGCUGGCCUCACAGCCUCUACGCCGCAUGCUGCCCGUGGAUGAGUUCCUGCCCAUCAUGUUCGACCAGCAUCCCAAUGAGCAGUACAAGGCACACUUCUGGCCACGGGACCUGGUGGCCUUCUCCGCCUGGCCCCUGCUCGCUGCCCCUACCCACUAUGCCGGGGACGCCGAGUGGCUCAGUGACACGGAGACAUCCUCUCCAUGGGAUGACGACAGCGGCCGCCUCAUCAGCUGGAGCGGCUCCCAAAAGACCCUGCGCAGCCCCCGCCUGGACCUGGCUGGCAGCGGUGGGCACAGCCUCCUACCCCAGCCCCGAGAUGAGCUCUAGGUCCAGGUGAUGAUUGCAAAGAGUGCCCAGGAGCAGGCCACUACUGCCCAAAGAGCAGAGGAGGAGGUUGUUGGCAGGGACCACAGAUCCAGUCAGACCUGGCCAACACCUUGGGCACAGCCACUCUGCCCUCUGGACCUGUCUUUCAUCAGGAGAAACCACUCAGAGAUGGAUCCCAUUCCCUAAAGGUCUCACAGCAAAGGAGCAGGACUCCCAGGCCCCUGGGCCCUGCCUGGCCUGAUUCAGGGCCUGGUGGCCCCCAGCCUUCUGUUUCAAGCUGGGCAGACCCCAGGAGCCCUUCCCUCCCUAAGGACUCAGCUGAGGGGCCCCUCUGCCCCCUUCUACCUCCACCUCAGCACCCUCCCCCAGCUUGAUGUUUGGAUCUCCCCAGCACCCUCCUCACUGGCUGGUGUAAAGUAUAGGGAGGUAAAGGAGGACCCUUGCAGACCUGUUGCCCAGCACACAGUAGGCCCUCAAUAAAAGCCAUUUGCACUUUAAAUAUA
Molecule: messenger RNA, 3924 nt
Organism: Nomascus leucogenys (northern white-cheeked gibbon)
Lineage: Eukaryota; Metazoa; Chordata; Mammalia; Primates; Hylobatidae
Gene: CERCAM
Product: cerebral endothelial cell adhesion molecule
Exons: 13
Coding region: 1661-3421 (586 amino acids)
Source: RefSeq, a predicted model, not a curated record